Molecule: messenger RNA, 4496 nt
Organism: Conger conger (European conger)
Lineage: Eukaryota; Metazoa; Chordata; Actinopteri; Anguilliformes; Congridae
Gene: btg1
Product: B-cell translocation gene 1, anti-proliferative
Exons: 2
Coding region: 284-826 (180 amino acids)
Biological process (GO): negative regulation of cell population proliferation; negative regulation of mitotic cell cycle
Cellular component (GO): nucleus; cytoplasm
Source: RefSeq, a predicted model, not a curated record
CUUCUCACAAGUCCACUCUGUUGACGGAAAGUUUAAGGGGGAGGGUGUAUCACCGUGGCACCUUGCCCAUAUAUUUACCAACAAAAACAGGCGCCCCACAUCGUACCAUCCUGGCACACUCACUGUCUGAAACUUUCCUACCUCGACAAAUAAAUGCCCAGAAUAGGUCUUCGAGAAAUAAAACAACCGAAAAACAAGGAUCAUCACAAUACCUUGGACAAAAACGCUUUUGCAAGAACAUACCUAGAUAAAACACUCGGAUCCCUCUCCUCUUGCCUUCUCAAUGCAUCCCCUUUGUGCACGGGGCACUAUGAAGCCAGAGAUUGUCGCCGCCGUCGGAUUUCUGUCCAGAUUUCUGCGGAUUAAAGGACAUGUCAAUGACCGACAACUGCAAACAUUCAGUCAGUCUCUCCAGGAUAUUCUGGCAGAGCAAUACAAGCACCACUGGUUCCCCGACCGGCCCUGCAAGGGAUCGGGCUACCGCUGCAUCCGCAUCAACCACAAGAUGGAUCCCCUGGUGGGCCAGGCAGGCCAGCGCAUCGGCCUGACCAUCCAGCAGCUGUACUGCCUCCUGCCCAGCGAGCUGACGUUGUGGGUGGACCCCUUCGAGGUGUCCUACCGCAUCGGGGAGGACGGCUCCAUCUGCGUCCUGUACGAGUCCCAGCCGGUUGCCCCGGGCAGCUUGGGGGUGUCCUCCGCGCCGGUCGUGGGCUCAGCCGGGGUCCUGGCCCCCCUGGUGGACAGUCGCAUCAGCUGCAAGGAGGAACUGCUCCUGGGGAGAACCAGCCCCUCCAAAGCCUACAACAUGAUGACCGUCUCCAGCUAAGGGCCCAACGCGUUGAUGCAAACCAGAGAGCGAUACUGAUUGGGGGGGAAGAAAAAAAAAAGAACAAAAAAAAUUAAAAAACAGAGGGUUAUGGCCUGUCGUCGUCCAGGGGAUGGAAACCUCUUAGGGUUCAUUGUGCUUUCGUUACCAUUGUUUUGUUUUGUGUUGUGAUUUGGAUUUACUGAGAGCCCUGUUUAUUUGGGUAGAGGACAGCGGGGGCAGUGGUGAAGAUCAGCAAAAUGGCUGCCCCUGGAGGGAGAUCGGUGAAUUCUCAAAGCUGUCAAUGUGGACUUUGCACUUUCAAAUAUCAUUGUGUUUCACCCCAGCCCACCCCCCCUACCCCCCACCCUCCAACCACCUGCCCACCCUUUACACCCUACACAGCCCCCUCAAGUUUAACGGAAUUACUUUCAGGAUAUUUACAUAAAUAUUUCUGCAUAUUGAAGGUUAUAUUUCUUUUGUUUCAUUUUUUAAAGGGUUUUGGCUUAAUGGUGUUGAAAAUCCUGGAAGUACUUCCAUUUUUGGGGGUUUUCUGAAGUCCAGACACUGCCAGCAGCUGUUCCAGCCAUUCCCAAAUGUCUGAAAAGAACCUCUUUUGUACAAACAAGGUUUUGGACCACAGGACAUUUGCUUAGUGGCUGGUUCACUUUGGGCACCCCCCUCCAGUUCUCUACCCCAGUGGUGAGUUCCAAUAAGCUGUUGUCAUUGGGUAUUUGCAUGACAGUGGUUGUCAUGGAUACAAUCUUCCUAUAACUCAUUUUGGCGGAAGCUCCAAUGGCAGCUCUGCCUGGUUGGGGGUGGAGGUUUGUGGGUGGGGCCAACAUGUCUGACCUCCUUCCGCUCACUCGGUUCAAUGAAUGUUUUUAAAAAAAGAUCCAGAGUGGAUUUGUUUUGUUCCUCCUUCAUCACUCUGAAUCCACCCUGUAGCUAAACGUUCCUUGUCUCAAAGACUCAGAGAAAUUUGUGUUUCCUGUUAUGAUUGACAUUGAAUGCACUUUGACAUUUAGAUUAGUGUGGGAUGUAUAUUUUGGAUAAAAUGGCCGCAUUCCGUUCACUAGAAUGUCGUAUUUUAUGAUGAACAUUUACCCUGUGCUUCUGUUCACCGUGGUACCAGCUUGGCAGGUCUUGUGGACAUGUCUAGUUUUUACAGUGUGGUAUGAGUGGGGAGGAGUGGGCGUUUAGUGUUGAUAUCGUGUUUGAAGUUCAGUCACGUCUGUUGAUAUUGAAGUUGGCUUUCAGGUUAGAGUUAUGCCGUUCUUGCAUAUGUUCCCUUUCCCCUGGCUAAAGCCUAAGACUCUGCUCUGCCUUCACAGUCAUAGCAGCACAGUGCAAUGUUAAUUUGCUUCCCCACUCAUUUAUGAUGUUAAAUGUCAAUUGAUGAUGGAAAGGCUUUGGAACAACUCAGUUUGAGCAGCGAGGGCCUGUUUGCACUAAAGUCCAUGAGCGUGAGGUUGUGAGGUUUUAAAGUUGUAACGGAGGCAUAUUUAUUGCUUCAGGACUGAAGGAACUCCCUUCCCCCACAAUGGUUGAAACCAUCUCCAAACAGUAAAGGGGGAAGGGGGGGCUCUAUAAGGGCACAUCUUCUGAGGGGGUUGGGUACUUUUUGCCUUUGCCUAAUUUCUCUAGGCCCAGCAAGGAAAUCACUGGAAACCUUUUGUCAUUUUUUUAUAAAUACAAGAGCAAGGCACAGUUUAUAGACCACAACUACUUUUGGAGGAACCCCUUAUUAGUGCCUUUUUCACCCCCUGGCGUUGAAACAAAGGUACUGCUGUUACAUUGGGGGAGACUGUCCCUCUGUUAGCUGGAGACCGAGGGUUGCUAUAGUCUUGGGCUGCUUAGAUGCAGCUAAUAACGGCAAUAGAGUUAGGUGCCAGAAGGUGAGCCAAGUCCAAACAGGUGCCGCCUCAUUGAGCAUGCAGUGCCACAUAUCACCCUCCCCUGCCUAGGUGUAGGGAGCCGGAGACCAAGGGCAGCUAAAUCCUCUCCGGCCCCUUUCGUGCGUUCACCUGGCAGCGGCGAGCGAAGCCAGCACUCGCACUGAGCAUGCUCCGUAGGCCACGGCCCUCCUCCGCACCUCUCGCCUGGUGUGAAGGGGGAGGGAGCGAAGGCAAACUGCACUGGAGAAGCUAGCGUCUCGGGGCCACUGGCGAAAUCAUCUGCGUUUGUUUACAAGUACUGAGCCAAAAUUCUGCCGAAUGGAAGCUGUAGUUUUUUCAGGUGAUUUUCAGCAGUAGGGACUCGAGAUGUUCUAGCUCUGCAUGGAAGCUCCCCUGUCUUGCCAGUCUGUGGAGAUUUGACUGUUUCACCCCCUCCGCCAGUGUGAAAACCUGCGGUUCUACCUUAAGCAAGUGUACUGAGACAGAAGGGGCCUAAAGCUGCAUUUGGUGGAUAAAAUUACGAAAAGGAAAUAAUUUUAAUGCAUUCUAUUCCCUGCUUUAAUGUGUCAUUAAUAGUCAGAGCUCUUACCCCUGAUAUUUUAUUUGUUUACUUUUUAAAAGUCUUUAAAGUUCAACCGUCAUCUUUUUGGCCCCUGGGUUUUAACAUUAUGUAAAUGUCCACAGAUUCAUCCAAAUUAAUCUCAGUGUUUAAACUUACUGAUGAAAGAAAGCUCAAAUUUACUUUAUCCCCAUUAAAAAAAAAAUAGAACUUGUAUCCCUCUGUCUGAGUGUGCACUCUCAGGCCUGAAUACUCAUUGAAUACCUAAUGUGCACUAACAGGGCUGAGUGCUCAUACUGUAGUUUGCGCUAACAGGACUGAGUGCUCAUACUGUAGUGUGCGCUAACAGGACUGAGUGCUCAUACUGUAGUGUGCGCUAACAGGACUGAGUGCUCAUACUGUAGUGUGCACAAACAGGACUGAGUGCUCAUACUGUCAUGUGCGCUAACAGGGCUGUCAGAUGUAUGUGAUAAAAGCUUGAUGACAGGGAAGUAGUGGCACAUAAAAUGCACUAAUAUGUAAAGGUAUAGUUGUUUGAUAUUAUGACAGGAGUCUGUCCAAGAAUGUACCGUCAAACUCAGGCCUUGGAAUUUUGGACCUUCAAUAAACCCUUAAGAAAAGGUAUUAAUUAUAUGAAAAUGGAAGGAAUAUAUAUUUUUUAAAUGCCAUUAAUAAUUACUAAAUAUCAAUUUAUACCACUGUAAAAUGUGUAAUGUGUGCAUAUUGUUGUAAAAUAUACAGAUACAGGUGUACAAAAUAUGCAUAACAUGACAUGAAAAAUGGACACAUGCACAACAUGCAUUUCCUUGAACUUCCUUUUCAUAUUUUGACAUUGCUUUUUCAUAAGGGGAGCCAUGGUUAUAGGUGUGUUGGCAAGGACCAAAGCAAGUUAUUCUGCUAAAAAUAUCAGUUUCCAUUCUCUGUGCUGAUGGACUAUUGCCCUUUGAUUUACUUUUUUUUGUUGUAUUUUUUUUUGUUUAGAAAAUAGAUUAAAAGUAAAAAAAAAAGAAAACAAAGUGAGCUGCCCAGAAAGAAAAGCUGUCUGUAUUGUGUGAUCUCACGUCAGUACACCUCUCUGUGUUUGCUCUCUUCUCCUUGGGUGUGCUAUGAUGAACUGCUGUAAAUUUGUACAGUUCAUGUAAAUUGAUUGUGAGGAAGUUGUACAGAUUUCUAUAUUUUGGAAGAGAAGUUUUUUUUUCCUCUGUAAUAAAAGAUUUCCUAUCUUGGCAAAGUA